GAAAAAAAAAAAAAAAAAGUCUACUGGAUUGCUGCUUUACCUCAAACGCUUUUGAAGCCUCCCUUUUGGACUCGGUCUUCGACAACACAACCAGAAAAACUCCCCCUUUUUCUUAAAUUCCAUCUCAAAUUCCCGGUCCUGAACAACCCUUCUCGUCGUCCCCUUCAUUGCUUUCAAUCUCAAUGGAAAAGUCCAGUUCUUUCAAGUACUACACGCAGCAAUCCGAUUUUGGAUUCAAUACAACCGAUCGCAGAUUAGCCUUUUCACGUCAAGCUUCAUUUAAGGAAUCAACCAAGCCUUUUCUCUCGCGUACUAGCUCGAGCAUCGAUAUCCCACCUGGGUUUUCUUACUUUAACGAUAAAAGUUUCGGUGAACCCGACAAGUUCUCGAUUUUUCGGGCUUUGAAGUCCAUGAAUCGCCCUAUGAAGAGAUUGUUCAUUUUGAUUUCGUUAAACGUUGCGUAUUCCACUGUCGAGAUGGCUAUUGGGCUCUUCACCGGCCGUGCUGGGUUGGUAUCUGAUGCGUUUCAUUUGACGUUUGGUUGUGGGUUAUUGACGUUUUCGAUGUUUGCUAUGGCAGCUUCCAGGCAAAAGCCUGAUAUUGUGUAUACUUACGGGUACAAAAGGCUUGAAGUUUUGUCUGCUUUUACCAAUGCUCUGUUUCUUUUGUUCAUGUCAUUCUCCAUAGCUGUGGAAGCACUUCAUGCGUUUAUGCAGGAUGAAUCCGAGCACAAACAUUAUUUGAUUGUUUCUGCAGUAACAAAUUUAUUAGUGAAUCUUAUUGGGGUCUGGUUCUUUAGGAAUUAUGCACGCAUUAAUAUUGUGUACAGAAAAGCGGAAGAUAUGAAUUACCAUUCAGUUUGCUUACAUGUUCUUGCAGAUUCCAUACGCAGUGCAGGCUUGAUAUUGGCAUCUUGGUUUUUGUCUCUCGGGGUUCAGAAUGCUGAAGUUUUAUGUUUGGGACUAGUUUCAGUUGCUGUUUUUAUGCUUGUCAUGCCACUUUUUAAGACAACUGGUGGUAUUCUUCUUCAGAUGGCACCACCAAGCAUUCCAGCGUCAGCAUUAAGCAAAUGCUGUAGACAGGUUACUUCUCGGGAAGAUGUUUUUGAAGUUUCCCAAGCUCGUUUCUGGGCACUAGUGCCUGGUCAUGUUGUUGGCUCAAUCUCACUUCAGGUGAAGGAGGGAACGGAUGAUCACUCCAUACUCCAAUUUGUGCAUGGUUUAUACCAUGAUUUAGGAAUACAGGAUUUGACAGUUCAAACUGAUUAUUGAUUGGGCUUCUUUUUUAAUUUUCCAAUUAGUAAUAGCUCUUUUAUUGAGGCCAAUCAUCUGUGGGAUGGCACACACGUUGUCUCAUGAACAGUUUUAUUUCUAGAUAGGACAUUUUUCUUUAAUUUUAUUUCUCAUGUUGAGAGCUUUUUGCUGCAUCACUCUGUAUUCUGAUUAAUUAUUCUUUGUCACCAAAGAAAAUAAGUUGACUUCGUUCGAAACC
Molecule: messenger RNA, 1491 nt
Organism: Mangifera indica (mango)
Lineage: Eukaryota; Viridiplantae; Streptophyta; Magnoliopsida; Sapindales; Anacardiaceae
Product: metal tolerance protein C2-like
Exons: 10
Coding region: 183-1271 (362 amino acids)
Biological process (GO): transmembrane transport; zinc ion transport; intracellular zinc ion homeostasis
Cellular component (GO): Golgi apparatus; membrane
Molecular function (GO): zinc ion transmembrane transporter activity
Source: RefSeq, a predicted model, not a curated record